CUGGGCUGUGCAGAUGCCGCGGUUAGGGUGGUGGAGCAUCUUGGCGUUUGACUGAGCGGGGCUUGGAGGUUUGGGGUCGUUGGAGGAGCCGGGGGAUCGGCGCUCGAUAGAUCCGCAAUCGAUGGAUCGGCGCUCGGCGUGAGGGCCCCCCACGGCUAGCCGAGGCUAUCCCGGAAUCGCCUUGCAGCCCUUCCUGGUUCUGCUCUUCCACCUCCUUCAGUGGGAGUUACUGUCGGGGACCACUCACAUCUGACAGUAUUUCAGACAAAGUCUGGUUUUCAACAAUGCUGAAAUCAAACAAUUGCUUUUUUUCCAUGGAUAAUUUGUUUUUCAGUAGCCCAGAUGAAACUGAAAACCUUCCAGUUAAGGAAAAAUCACUGGAUUGGUUUCUCCCUCCAGCUCCACUGAUUUCAGAAAUUCCAGAUACUCAAGAGUUAGAGGAAGAAAUUGAAAGUUAUAAACUAUUAAGCCAAGGAAAGAUGCCAAAAAUGAUAACAUCAAAUCUGAAGAUCAUUAACGAAGACAAAAAUUGUAUUUCACCAACACAAAACUUCCAUUUUCCCUGUAAUGUGCGUAAACAGGAUUACCUGAAAUUAGGAGGAUCAAGUAUCAAUGACUCAUCCCGUAUUGCUGGCACACUGUUCUGUGGCUCUUCCCAGAAGUAUAAAGAUCACAUGGGCACUGAGAAUCCACCUGCAAGGAGUGGUCCUGGGGAUCUGAAAUUCCCUGAUGCUGCAGAAGACAGAGGAGCGUACACAUCAGCACUCAAAAAAGGAUUAUUUAGAACAUGUGACAAUAUACAUGAAUGUGAUUAUGCUAAUGAAAAUAUAAACUUGGAUUCUCAUAUUAGCCCAGUGAAACUAGCCCAAACAAAAAUAAACAAAGAGAAAUCAUGGAACAGUAGCAAUAGUAAGCAGAAACUUCAAUAUUCUACAAAUAAAUUGAAAGCAAAUGAUGCUUUUUCUGCUUCUGAAAUUGGAGAAAACAUAUUCAAAGCACCAUCCUUUUCCGUUGCAUCUCAGCCUCAUGACAUUCAAGGUAUAACCCCAAAUGGCUUGGGUUCCUUGAAGGCUGUCACAGAAAUCCCGGCAAAAUUUAGAAGUAUAUUCAAAGAAUUCCCUUACUUCAACUACAUACAAUCCAAAGCCUUUGAUGAUCUUCUUUACACAGAUAGGAAUUUUGUGAUUUGUGCCCCCACUGGUUCUGGGAAAACUGUAGUGUUUGAACUUGCGAUAACAAGAUUGUUAAUGGAAGUACCAUUGCCAUGGCUCAACAUGAAAAUUGUUUACAUGGCACCAAUAAAAGCCCUUUGUAGUCAGCGGUUUGAAGACUGGAAAGAAAAAUUUGGACCAAUAGGCUUGAGUUGUAAAGAACUUACUGGAGAUACAGUAAUGGAUGACCUAUUUGAGAUUCAGCAUGCCAAUAUAAUUAUGACAACUCCAGAAAAGUGGGACACCAUGACUAGGAAGUGGAGAGACAACUCUUUAGUCCAGCUGGUUCGACUGUUUCUCAUUGAUGAGGUGCAUAUUAUAAAAGAUGAAAACCGUGGUCCAACUCUUGAGGUUGUAGUUAGCAGAAUGAAAACUGUACAGUCUUUAUCCAGGGCCUUAAAAAAUGCCAGCCCUGUUCCUAUGAGAUUUGUAGCUGUAUCUGCAACAAUUCCCAAUACUGAGGAUAUCGCAGAAUGGCUUUCGGAUGGCGAGAGACCUGCUGUAUGUCUGAAAAUGGAUGAGAGCCAUAGACCUGUGAAACUUCAGAAAGUGGUCCUGGGUUUCCCCUGUAGUAGUAACCAAACGGAAUUCAAGUUUGACUUAGCCCUCAACUAUAAAGUUUACAGUGUUAUACGAACAUACUCGGAUCAGAAGCCCACACUUGUGUUUUGUGCGACAAGGAAAGGUGUGCAGCAGGCUGCUUCUGUUCUUGUAAAAGAUGCUAAAUUUAUUAUCACAGUGGAACAGAAACUGAGGUUACAGAAGUCUGCAUAUUCUAUAAGGGAUUCAAAAUUAAAAGAUGUCUUAGUGUAUGGUGUUGGUUAUCACCAUGCUGGGAUGGAGCUGUCAGAUAGGAAACUGGUUGAAGGACUAUUUACUUCUGGAGAUCUCCCAGUUCUUUUCACUACCAGCACUCUAGCUAUGGGAGUGAACUUGCCGGCUCACCUGGUGGUGAUAAAGUCUACAAUGCACUACAGUGGAGGCAUGUUUGAGGAGUACAGCGAGACGGACAUCCUGCAGAUGAUUGGGAGAGCGGGCAGGCCUCAGUUUGACACUACAGCUACUGCUGUUAUUAUGACCCGAUUAAGUACAAGAGAGAAGUACAUUCAGAUGUUAGCUUGUAACGACACCGUAGAAAGCAGUUUGCACAGACAUCUUAUUGAACAUUUAAAUGCAGAGAUAGUACUGCACACCAUCACAGAUGUGAGCAUUGCUCUGGACUGGAUCCGAUCAACCCUGCUGUAUAUCAGAGCUCUGAAAAACCCAUCUCAUUAUGGUUUCGUAUCUGGAUUGAACAAAGAUGGAAUCGAAGCAAAAUUACAAGAAUUAUGUUUGAAGAAUCUGAAAGAUUUAUCAUCACUAGACUUGAUAAAGAUGAAUGAAGAUGUUUAUUUUAAACCAACAGAGGCAGGAAGACUAAUGGCUUGGUAUUACAUUACAUUUGAGACAGUGAAGAAAUUUUGUACAAUCAGUGGAAAAGAAACUUUAUCCGAUUUAAUUUCAAUGAUAGCCAGCUGCAAUGAAUUUCUAGACGUGCAACUGAGGAUAAAUGAAAAGAGAGCAUUGAAUGCUUUAAACAAAGACCCAAACCGGAUAACGAUCAGAUUUCCAAUGGAUGGGAAAAUUAAAACAAGAGAAAUGAAAGUGAACUGUCUUAUUCAGGCGCAGUUGGGAUGCAUUCCUAUCCAAGAUUUUGCUUUGACACAAGAUACCUCGAAAAUUUUCAAAAAUGGCUCACGAAUUGCAAGAUGGUUGUCAGAUUUUGUGGCUUCCCAGGAAAAGAAGUUUGUUGUGCUUUUAAACAGUGUGAUUUUAGCUAAAUGUUUUAAGUGUAAACUCUGGGAAAACUCUCGGCAUGUAUCCAAACAGCUGGAUAAAAUUGGCAUAUCAUUGUCAAAUACCAUGGUAAAUGCAGGUUUGACUUCUUUUAAAAAAAUAGAAGAAGCAAAUGCAAGAGAAAUUGAACUGAUUUUAAGCAGACAUCCGCCUUUCGGAACCCAGAUAAAAGAAGCUGUGAUGUAUCUACCAAAGUAUGAACUUGAAGUGGAGCAGAUUGCAAGAUAUAGUGAUACCAAGGCGGAAAUACUGGUGACCAUUAUAUUAAGAAACUUUGAACAGCUGCAGACUAAAAGAACAGCACCAGACUCUCACUAUGCUACCUUAAUCAUAGGUGAUGCAGAUAAUCAAGUCGUUUUUAAGCACAAAAUUAUGGAUUCUGUUUUGUUAAAAAGUGGAAAUUGGGCUAAAAAAAUUGAUGUGAAGAGAGCUCUUACAUCUGAAGAUCUUAGCAUAAAUCUAAUUAGUUCUGAUUAUGUUGGUCUUGAUAUUCAGCAGAAAUUUACAGUCUUUUAUUUAGGACCCAGGAGGUUUGUCAAUCAAACAGUUAUGCACGGAAGAUUAGAAACAGAUAUUUCUCGUUCUAAACUCUCAGAUCGAGCUGCUAUAGCAGGAUCCAGUAAAGGGAUGGCUACCUGCAAAAAACCUGGGAACCGAGAAUGCAAUCAUCAUUGUAAAAAUAAACAUACGUGUGGACAUGACUGCUGUAAAAUUGGAGUUCCACAAAAGCCAGAAGUUAAAGAGUCAGCAAUGUCUUCGUAUUUGUCUGACUUAAAAAGCAGAAAUGCUGUUUCUUCUUUUCCUCCAGUUAAACGACUCAAGAUACAGAUGAACAAAUCUCAAAAUGUGGACCUGAAAGAGUUUGGUUUUACUCCAAGGCCUUCCCUGUCCAGCAUAUCAAGGUCAGAAUAUUUAAACAUCCCUGAAUUACCAGUAUUGGAACAGUGGAGUCAGCGUGAAAUCUAUGGAAAAGUUCAACAGGAACCAUCUGAGUAUCAUGACAAAGAUUUUCUUGGAUGGAACUCUCGUACAACUUCAAAUGGAAGGACCCCUCAAACAGUGAUGUUCAGCAGACACACUAACAUAUCUGGAAAUCACAGCGUUGCAGAUCAAAACAAGUCUUCUGAAGUUUUGGAUGUGAACUUCGAGUUGGGAAAUGAAGUUUGGGAUGACUUUGAUGAUGAAAGCUUAAUAGAAGUUAUAAGUUUUUCAGCUGAUGCUGAGAAGACAGCUAUAUCAGGAUUUGGAGACACUUGUAGUUCAAGUCCCAGGGGAAGUAAGCUACCCUUCCAAAAGUCAAGCAGCAAAUUCCAAAGAGAAACCUCAAACAGUUUUGUUUCAUCACAUGAGAAGCCAGAUAUUUAUCCAUCAGAUUGUGCCAUGUCCAAGUUUGGUCCAUCUCUUGUGGCAGAGUUACCUCAACAAGCUGGAAACGAAAAUCUUGUCAAUUCACAAGAGAGAAAACAGCCAACUCUCUCACCAGUGAUUGAGAGGGUAUGCUUUACUCACUCUAAGAAAACACAACAGUCCCUCAAUUUUAAGGAAGUGGAUAUUUUUAUUGGAAACAGUGACUCUAAAAAGGAAAUUGAUCUCAGGAGCUCAGCCCAGUGUUUGGCUGUGGAUCUUCUCUGCAUCUACUUCCAUCAGUUACUGGAUGGAGGGUAGUCAGCAAUCUGAUAACAGGAGAAGGCCAGUUCAGGCACCCUCUCCACUGUUGCUACAAGUCUUAGCUGGGGUCAUCCUUGUGGAUUCCUGGGAUUUUCUCUGGCACUAGGUUUCUCCCCUCUAUCAAGAUACCUCUUUCAUUGCUCUCGUCCUUCGUCCUACCCCAAGUGGACCAUCCCAUUCCCUCAUGUCCCCCCCACCCAAGUUUACCCGGGAGAUCUCAUCCAUUUCCCCUUCCCAGGGAAAUCCAUGUGUCUCUCUUAGGGUCCUCCUGGUUACCUAACUGCUGGCCAUUUCUAAGAGGGAAGCUCUGCAGCAGUUUUUUCUUUCCUUUGAGAGUCCAAGCUUAGAAACCCGCUCCUGCUUUUUAUUAAGUAGCAUUACUUCCGAUGUAUUUAAAGAAAUAAUCACAGUUUACAGUCUCUUGUAAACUUCUACCCAGACAAGGUUUUCAUACGAAGUGUGUUUGUUGUAGUAGCCUCACAGUGAUCUUCAAGUUUACCUACACUGUAAUGUUACAUUAUUUACUCUGUGUUUUAAAAUAAACUAGUUUACAAAAAAAUCACUUUUACAUUUGCUUUUUCCCUCCAGUAAGUAUUACCCUGAUGAUGCGGAUGAAGAAAGGAGGGCUCUUCUGGGAAUAUUUAAUGGCAUUUUCUAGAAAAAGAAAAGAAAGAAAACAAAGAAACAAUUAUUUUGCUAAUGAACAAAGUAUAAACAUCUAAUCCCCCCAAAUGCUUUUUGUUUUUAAAAAUAAUUGAUAAUCAUUCAGAAUUUUUCUCAAAUUCGAUUCACUUCUUGACUUUCUUACAACAAAAUAUAUGAACUGAUACAUUUUUAUUUCUCUUGUAACUUCUUGAAGAAUGGUUUCGCUUCAGCAAACUGAUAAUUAAGUUAUUAUAAGUAAUUUGUUAUUAAACCAAUUUUAAUAGAAACUAAGGGUUUUUUUUUUUAUUUUCUUAAGAAAGGUAUCUGACAAAGCAAAAUAAUGCUGCCCAUGAAUCUGCAGCUUAUUCGUUCACAUGGUCUCAUGUGCUCUGUUCUGUUGUUCUCACUUCUAGGUUUUCAAGAACCCAGUAGCUUUUGAAAAUGUUAUUUCACUUUGAGCAGUAAUAAAUGAAAUAUUAAUUGGUAUGAGU
Peromyscus californicus insignis is the source of this 5851-nucleotide messenger RNA. It is a transcript of the gene Hfm1, whose product is annotated as helicase for meiosis 1. Lineage: Eukaryota; Metazoa; Chordata; Mammalia; Rodentia; Cricetidae. The record is from RefSeq and is a predicted model, not a curated record. Gene Ontology annotation, molecular function: nucleic acid binding; ATP binding. The transcript has 40 exons. The coding region runs from base 285 to 4712 and encodes 1475 amino acids.